CCUGGCAAACAUUAUUUCUGAAUUGAAUUCGUAAAAUUUUACGAAAACAUGUGAAUUCUUUUAAAAUCCAAUAUGUUAUUACAGAAGUAGUUUUCGUUCCUCAAAUAUAUACAAUAUGGCUCGUCACCGCAAUGUAAGAAAUCGGAACUAUUCCGAUGAUUAUGACUACGACGACGUUUAUGGACAUUCUGUUGAGGAAGACAGCUGUAUGUCUCCUAGCGAUGCGGAACAGUGGAUGUAUGAUCGUUCCCGCAACCAGCAGGCCGUGGCUAACUUCCUAGAUAGCCGAAAUGAUAUUCAAGAAGAGACUGAGGAGCAGACCGAAGCUGCACAUCGAAGUUUCGAGCGGCGCGAAUCUGUAGACCUGCGCGGACUAAAUUUAAGUGAAGACGAUGAAGCAAAGCUGAUGUCAUGUCUCGACGAACUCCGCAACGUGUUUGGGGACACAAUCCCUGAAAACAUACUAGUGCACUCAGUGCUCAAACAUAGUUUUAAUUAUGAUAAAGCAUUGGAUGAAAUUCUUAAUAAUAAGACUAAAGAAGACGAACCGCAAAAGGCAGUACCUCUGGCUCCUGUUAUUAUUGAACCUGUGAAAGCACCUGUCAUAGUCACAGUUGAUAACACUCCAAAAGUGAUCACUACAAAAGUUGAACCUCAUAAAGCAGCUGUAAUUAAGGGCUUUAGAAUUGGUGAUGAGAGUCCGCGAAGUUGCCCACAAACUCCCAGGGAUCAGUCGCCGGCUAGUACUGCUAGAACAGAUCAAGGGGAUGACAAUAAAGUGGUUCUUAAAGUGAAAGAAAACAAAACUGAUCCAACUGCACAGUACAAUACUGAAAGAGGGUCUGAAAAAGAUCAUCUGUAUAUAGUUGUUAUAGGUCAUGUUGAUGCUGGUAAAUCAACUUUGAUGGGUCGUCUUCUAUGUGAGUUAGGGGAAGUAAGCCAACGGACUUUGCACAAAUAUGAACAAGAGAGUAAAAAAAUUGGUAAACAAAGUUUUAUGUAUGCCUGGGUGUUGGAUGAAACAGGCGAAGAGAGAGUACGAGGCAUCACUAUGGAUGUGGGCAGAGCUCAAUUUGAGACUAAAACAAAGAAAGUGAUUAUAUUAGAUGCACCUGGCCAUGCAGAUUUUAUACCUAACAUGAUAACAGGGGCAGGGCAAGCUGAUGUUGCCUUACUUGUUGUGGAUGCUACGCGUGGAGAAUUUGAGUCUGGGUUUGAACUUGGAGGCCAGACUAGAGAGCAUGCUUUACUUGUUAGAUCUCUUGGAGUGAACCAGUUAGCUGUGGCAGUCAAUAAACUUGACACCAGUAAUUGGUCACAGGAAAGGUUUAAUGAGAUAACUAAAAAAUUGAAAGCUUUCCUCAAACAAGCUGGUUUCAAAGAUUCAGAUGUUACCUUUGUGCCUUGCUCAGGUCUAACAGGAGAAAAUCUAGUUAAGGCUCCAGCAGAAGCUGAAUUGCUCAAAUGGUACAGUGGCCCAUGCUUAUUAGAAGUAAUUGACAAAUUUAAUGUUCCUGAGAGGCCUGUGUCUAAGCCAUUCCGUAUGUCAAUUAAUGAUAUAUUCAAGGGCACAGGCUCAGGAUUUUGUGUCGCUGGUCGGGUUGAAAAUGGUGUGAUCAAUAAGGGUGACAAAGUCCUUGUUUGUCCUUCAAAAGAAAUGGCAGAGGUUCGGAGUUUAAGCAUUAAUGAUCUCAUGAGCAAUAUUGCGUUUGCUGGAGACCAAGUUAGUGUGACUUUAUCAGGUAUUGAAAUGCAGAAUGUCGCAGUGGGCUACAUACUUAGUGAUCCUGUUCAGCAGGUUCCAGUUACCACACGCUUUGAAGCAAGAUUAGUAGUUUUCAAUGUAAAGGUUCCUAUUACAAAGGGUUUCCCUGUUCUGAUACACCAUCAGUCACUGGUGGAGUCUGCAAAUAUUGUAAAGCUUAAGGCAUUGUUGAAUAAGAGUACAGGAGAAGUUUUGAAGAAAAAGCCUAGGUGUUUGGGGAAUAAUUCUGUAGCUGUUGUAGAAAUAGAGGUUUCCAGACCAAUAUGUAUUGAACGGUACAAAGAUGUAAAGGAGCUAGGACGUGUGAUGCUGCGUGUUGCUGGUGUGACAAUUGCAGCUGGCCUUGUGACAGAUAUUUUUAACAUUUGAUUGAUCUGAUAUCUGUAUAAUGUCAUAUUAAAAUGCCAAAGUUCCUGACUAAAGAUAUUAUAUAAGGAAAUGUUGUUGUACUAUGCAGGCACUUUGGUAUGUUAAUACAAUGUUAUCUUGUACAAUGUUGUAUCAUGCUAUAGGUAAAUAAAUUAUGAUUAUAAUUAUUGCUAUUUAUCUAAUAGAUAUUACUAAUAAAUCAUAAAAUAUAAA
Maniola jurtina (meadow brown) is the source of this 2347-nucleotide messenger RNA. RefSeq names its product protein HBS1 (gene HBS1). Bases 116 to 2134 code for a protein of 672 amino acids. Gene Ontology annotation, biological process: translation. Gene Ontology annotation, molecular function: GTP binding; GTPase activity. The record is from RefSeq and is a predicted model, not a curated record. The transcript has 2 exons. NCBI's taxonomy places the organism in Eukaryota, Metazoa, Arthropoda, Insecta, Lepidoptera, Nymphalidae.